Molecule: messenger RNA, 762 nt
Organism: Kickxella alabastrina
Lineage: Eukaryota; Fungi; Kickxellomycota; Kickxellomycetes; Kickxellales; Kickxellaceae
Product: ATP11 protein-domain-containing protein
Exons: 1
Coding region: 1-762 (253 amino acids)
Biological process (GO): mitochondrial proton-transporting ATP synthase complex assembly
Cellular component (GO): mitochondrion
Source: RefSeq, a predicted model, not a curated record
AUGUCGCACGUCCCCAACUUUGAAGAUAAAUACAAGGCCAAGCUGCUGCAAAAGGCAAAGGCCGAGGGCGUGGCUACGAUUGAGGAGCUCAAGAAAAAGAAAAGGGAGGAGAUCGCCACAAAGAAGGAGGACCAGCACCAGAGGGUCGAGACCGCCACAGCCCCCACUAAUGGCACGCAGGGCAGAAGAUCAGCCGCGAGCCCGAAGAAAAGUCCCAGCAACUUGCCGCCAAGCACAAAGACGCUGGAUCAGAUCAUGCGGAUCGAGCUGCUGGAGAACAACACGGCGGAGGAGAUCAGCGACAUCUGGAACAAAUACCAUGCAACCAGGGACACGAUCUCAGCAGUCAUCCCGACAUCCACAUACACCGAUCUUCUGCAGGUGGCGCGCAAAAAUCCGAUAUUUAUCAUCCCUUUGCCGCGUAAAGAAGGAGUCGAGUUCUACUUUUUGCAGUUCGAGCACCACCAGGUGCACUUUACAUCGUUGAUCGAAUACAAGACCAACACGGUCAACGCCAGGCCGUACCUGACGCUGACGCACUAUACGGAUCUGAUGCAGGGCAAGGGCGUUGUGCUGAUGCGCGGCGAGAUGGAUGGCGAGCAGAGGUUCUUGGAUGUGCAGAAUGCGCAGUAUCUGGCCCUACAGAUGCAGCAGUUUUACGUUACUGGUGGGCUCGAGAAGCGCGCGCUGUUGGAGAAGUUCAACCAGCGGCCCGAGGAGUUUGAUUACCAGGAGCUUAUGAGCGUAGCUGAAAAGCUUUGA